Humulus lupulus (European hop) is the source of this 459-nucleotide messenger RNA. RefSeq lists its product as uncharacterized. The record is from RefSeq and is a predicted model, not a curated record. Lineage: Eukaryota; Viridiplantae; Streptophyta; Magnoliopsida; Rosales; Cannabaceae. The coding region runs from base 1 to 387 and encodes 128 amino acids. The transcript has 3 exons.
AUGUAUGUAUUACCGGCGGACCCGCCGGUGAUGUUGUAUUACCGGCGGAGACCCGCCGGUAAUACUAAUAUACAUAUUCGCCCGCCCCAUUUGUCUCCCACACCCCGUUUUCUCUCCCUCAUCCUCCUAGACGCACCAUUCCCCCAUUUGAUUACUACUGUUAUUGGGUUUGGUAUGAGCGCAACAUUUAUUGUCUUUGUUUGCACAAGAAUUAUUUGUGGAAGACUACGGAGGAACGAAUCCCGGCCUAUGUUCGAGAUUGAAUCCAGGAUUGAUCUUGAACAACCAGAGCACCAGGCUAGUGGCCUUGAACCUGUUUUGGUUGCUGCAAUUCCUACUAUGAAAUUCAACCAUGAGGCCUUCAGUUCUAUAGAAGACACACAUUAGUUUGCUCAAUACAAUCUUUCCUGGCACUUAGCAGAACCACAAGAGUAAUUCUUUGUUGCUUUAUACAACCAG